Messenger RNA from Daphnia carinata, 923 nucleotides. Its product is annotated as protein Star-like. The coding region runs from base 69 to 899 and encodes 276 amino acids. Gene Ontology annotation, molecular function: S-adenosylmethionine-dependent methyltransferase activity. NCBI's taxonomy places the organism in Eukaryota, Metazoa, Arthropoda, Branchiopoda, Diplostraca, Daphniidae. The transcript is spliced from 5 exons. The record is from RefSeq and is a predicted model, not a curated record.
AACACGAUGCUCGAGAUCCAAAGAGUAUUUCCUCGGCUUUACGUUCUACCCUACCGCAUUAUAACUUGAUGGAAGAAACUUCAGGAUUUCGAAAAUCUGUUACAGGAGCGAGUUACAGCAAUAAGUGUGAUUUAGAUUACAUAAAUGCAAAUAAAUUGGAGCAAGAUCAUCCUUGCGUUAUCGAAAUAAUUCGACAAUUUUUCUUAAAUAAGCCGCCACCGUCAAAUAUUCCACUCAAACUGGACUCUAACGAUACAAGAAAUCGGUCACCAGGACAGACUGACGUUAUAAUGAGGCUCUUAAAAAACCAGACUAAAGGUUUUUUUGUGGAAUGCGGUGCCCUAGAUGGUGAAUAUAUGUCGAACACAAUCCACUUAGAACGCCAAUUUAGUUGGAGUGGCAUAUUGAUUGAAGCCAACCCAGUAACUUUUAAAAAGCUUUCUGCUCGUCACCGUAGAGCAUGGACGCUUCCCGUGUGUCUUAGUUUGGAACCGUUUCCUACUCAAGUCACUUUUCAAAUGAAGGUUGGCGACCCCGGUCAUAGCCACAUCGAAGGAGGGGCUGAAACCUUACAGGAACCUGGAAUACCUGGAGUCGAUCCAAGUUUGAUAGAAAUUCAGUGUUUUCCCUUUUACUCAAUACUGUUGGCCGUUGGCCUAACUCAAGUGGAUUUCUUUAGCCUUGACGUCGAAGGUCACGAACUGAAAAUUCUCAAGACCAUACCAUGGCGAAAGGUGGAUAUUAAGGCACUGACAGUUGAAUGGGAUCACAUACCCGAAGGACAGGAGGCGUUAUCCCGUUUCAUGGUGGAGAAUGGCUUCGUAAAGAUUGGAGCGUUUGAUUUUCUAUGGAGCAAAGAUGUGAUUUUCGUUAAGAAUCAAUCGAUAUCUCUACACUAGACAGAAGGCUACACAGCAGCGACU